UUGAAAACCGGUUUUUCUCAGUUUUAAAGUUGCAAGAUUAUCGUUUUACUCAAUUUUGUACCUACUAUAAUAGUUGGAUACAUCAUUACAAUCUUACUUGGUUUGUUAGCGAUUUAAUAGCCGGUAUAACUAUUGGGUUGGUGGUAAUUCCUCAAAGCAUGGGUUAUGCAAAGAUUGCGACUUUACCCGUGGAAUAUGGUCUAUAUUCUUCCUUUGUUGGUGUCUCGAUAUAUUGUUUCUUUGCCACCUCAAAAGAUAUCAGUAUCGGCCCUACCGCUGUGAUGUCUUUGCUUAUGGGGCAAACUAUAGAUUCAAUUCUUAAGAUUAAUAACAACUACGCUAAUACAACAAUUGCUGCUACCUUUUCCUUGUUAACUGGAUUCGUCGCUCUUACCUUGGGUUUAUUACGUCUUGGCUUUAUUGUUGCAAACUUGUUGGGUAUAUCUGGUAUAGAUAAUAAAGAAGCUACGUAUCUGGUGCUUAUUAAAACCUUUGUUAAAUACAGUUGUUCUUUUCUUUCUCGACGUUAUCCCAACAAAGAAAGGUUGUUCUUUUUCCUCGGGAUUUCGCGCAACUUUGUUGUGGUUGCUUUAUGCACUUUUGUCGCCUAUCUGUUGAACAUUGGUCAAACCACAAGUCCUAUAAACAUUUUGAAAAAUGUGCCUUCAGGAUUUGACCAUAUUGGCACGCCCAAUCUUGAACCGGAUCUCGUAAGACUUGUUUGCGGAUACCUUCCCGGUAUUUCGGUUGUUUUGAUUCUGGAACACGUAGCCCUUGCAAGGAGUUUUGGAAGAAUAAAUGACUAUAAAAUUGUUGCCAGUCAAGAACUCAUUGCUAUCGGUGCUACCAAUGCGCUCGGUUCAUUCUUUGGUGCUUAUCCUGCUACUGGCUCCUUUUCACGUAGCGCUAUUAAUGCAAAAUCUGGUGUACGAACUCCUCUUGCCGGUUUAUAUUCAGAAAUUGCCUCAUCUAAUGGUGACGGUUCCAAACAAUUCACUUAUGUUCCAUUGUGUCCAUUGUUUCAAACUGCCCAAAGUCCACCUAAUGGUGUUCUAAUAUUUCGAUUUGACGAAUCACUAACCUAUCCUAAUUCGAGUUAUAUUGAAGAUCAAAUAGUUCAUCAUGUUAAAUCUAAUACUCGUCGAGUGAACAAGAUCGCUGAAAAAGUUGGUGAUCGACCAUGGAAUGAUGCUAGUGGCAAUUAUGAAAAUAAAGCAUUAGAAAAUUCAAAAUUACCAAAAUUAAAGGCAAUAGUGUUCGACUUUUCAGCGGUUAGCACAAUAGAUACUACUGGUGUACAGGCAUUGGUAGACAUUAAAAAGAAUUUAAACAGAUACACUGGAGAUAUCAUAGAAUACCAUUUUGCAAAUAUUCUUAAUGAAAAGAUACAACGUGCAUUAAUAGUCGCUGGAUUUGGUGGCACUGAACAACCGAAAUUAGUUAUUGAUGUUGGGAUUCACUCUACUGAAGAAUCAUCUGACGAAAAUUCUGAACUUACUCCGACUGAGAUUGAUAUGCCUAAUGAGACCAUUGUGAAUACGGUUAGAAAGAAAUACCUUCAUUUAAGUUUGCAGGAAGCUGUUACAGCUGCUACUAAUGGUGUUUGGUAG
Racocetra persica is the source of this 1610-nucleotide messenger RNA. The record is from the annotation of a GenBank genome assembly. NCBI's taxonomy places the organism in Eukaryota, Fungi, Glomeromycota, Glomeromycetes, Diversisporales, Gigasporaceae.